Molecule: messenger RNA, 1107 nt
Organism: Condylostylus longicornis
Lineage: Eukaryota; Metazoa; Arthropoda; Insecta; Diptera; Dolichopodidae
Product: succinate dehydrogenase [ubiquinone] iron-sulfur subunit-like
Exons: 5
Coding region: 1-1107 (368 amino acids)
Biological process (GO): respiratory electron transport chain; aerobic respiration; tricarboxylic acid cycle
Molecular function (GO): 2 iron, 2 sulfur cluster binding; electron transfer activity
Source: RefSeq, a predicted model, not a curated record
AUGUCGUUGUCAUUACGAAGAGUUUUGGCACAUGCUCAUAUUGCGAAGCACAAUGUUGUAAGGAAGUUCACAGUUGCUGCAACACCCGCAAAGGCGAAACGUAUGUUGGAAUUUAUGAUGAACCGUUUCUAUUGUAUUUGUUUCUCUGAUGCAGAUGUUAGCCCAGAGAAACCACCCCAGAUGCAAGCAUUCACUAUUCAAAGGUACAGUCCGGAAUCCGAGACCCCAAGCCCGUACAUGCAAGAGUAUACUAUUGAUGUCAAUCGAUGUGGUCCCAUGAUUCUAGACGUCUUAUUCAAAAUUAAAGACGAACAAGACUCUACGCUUUCCUUCCGUCGAAGCUGUCGUGAGGGCAUCUGUGGCAGCUGCGCGAUGAAUAUGGACGGAAAAAACGGACUUGCUUGUUUGACCCCUAUUCCUUCGGUUUCUGAUGCGGCAGUCGAGAUACGCCCACUACCAAACAUGUACGUGGUGAGGGAUCUUGUACCGGAUAUGUCAAAUUUUUAUAAUCAAUACAAAUCUGUGGAACCCUGGCUGAAACGGAAAACUCCAGCGAAGCCAGGAGACAGAGAAACUCUGCAAUCCAAGGAAGAUCGGGCAAAACUUGACGGUCUCUAUGAGUGCAUUCUCUGCGCCUGUUGCUCAACAUCUUGUCCUUCGUAUUGGUGGAAUCCCGAGUACUAUCUUGGUCCUGCUGUAUUACUUCAAGCCUACCGAUGGAUUGCAGACUCAAGAGACGAACACACAACUGAGCGUCUCGCAGAAUUGAAUGAUACAAUGAAAUUGUAUCGAUGCCAUGGAAUCAUGAACUGCACUGCGUGUUGUCCAAAAGGUUUGGAUCCCGCUGCUGCAAUACAGAACACAAAGGAUUUGAUUGAGGCGAACUUCAACGAAGGUAACCUCAUUCAAGACAAGCAACUACUUCAUCGUUUGUUUAUAGAAUGGGACAACAUUAAGGCUGAUCUUUGUUCAAUUUGUUGUCAAAGUGGUAAUACAUUAUUGUGUGCAUCACCCAACCCCACCAACAUGUUCUAUUUUUCUGCAACUCAUUGGUCCAUUACUGGUACCUGGUCCACAUUGCUAGUUUGCACAAGCGGAAUUGAAUAA